AAGAUUAUAGACCUAUAAUUUAGGUCUUUGCUUAAUCCCAUUUCCACACUUGUCCACCAUUAAUGUGGCGUGCUGUUAGGUGUUGCUGAAUAAUCUUUUGCAUUCUCUUAAAACAAGACAAGUAUAGGCCUAUUUUAUUUUACAUGUUAUGCAUCAACAGGAACUCAAGUGUAGUAUUCUCCUCAGUGCACACUCUGUAUUGCUGCAUUUGACAGAGUGGGUGUUCUGACAGGCGUGGGCGUGUACCCAAGCCUCUCCAAAAACCUUUUACCUUUGAUUUGGGCUUUUAGACGGAGAAGUGACUUGGAGGAGCAUCGCUGCUCCCUUUUUGCUCCACAGAUCCACUUCCCAAAGCACACUUUGUUGUGUGACUGCAGAGCAAUUGGUUUUGAGGAAACCGCCGUUUCCUCUCACUGCAAAGUGCAUGUUCACAGGUAGCCUAUGAUUUAUGCCAUGAGGCGAAUAGGCCUAUGAAAGAGAACUGCGCGACAAACGUCCACUGAUCCGUUAUUUGACAUCUGGACCGCAUGAGAUGAGCUGCACAUGGACAUCUACACUGACGUUGAUGGAUUUUCACUCGAUGCUGGUGGGAGAUUAACUUGACAAGUGCGCUGCAUCCUUAUCGGGCUAUGAUUAAUUUUGGGAAUAUCUGACAUGGCAAGGAUACUGUCCAUCCUCACGAAAAUCAUGCUUCUUAAAAUUCUUGCAUUCAUUCUCUUCAAAGGUGUCUUGACGUCCGACGACUCGGUCACAUCCGAGGUCAACCCCGGGAGUCUUCCAGUCUCCAGAAGGGUGUCGGGCUCCGGGAGAGCCACGGGUAUACAGCUGUCUGAGGCAACGGAGGCUAAGUCCAGACCUAAACGCUGUACCUGUUAUUCUUACAAGGAUAAAGAGUGCGUGUACUACUGCCACUUGGAUAUCAUCUGGAUCAACACUCCCGAACGCACUGUGCCCUAUGGAAUGUCGAGCUACAGAGGACCUCAGCGAAUCAGACGUGCUGUCAGUGGACAAGCAAAUGAACACGAGGGGGCAAAGACUCAGCGCUGCAUUUGUGCCAUACUUGAGGCAGACCCUGAGUGCCAUGAUUUUUGCCUGUCAUGGUCAGUGUGACAUUCAUUGGAUCCUUCUUAGUCCUAUUAGCCCCCUGCAGACAGUGCCAAUCAGGAGUCUCCACAGAGUCCCUGGUCCUGGAUGACCGUUUGGAAUGGACCCUUCCCUACUCUUUGCCCCAUCCAUUCUCCAUUUGACGCUCUUACCUCCACAGGCACACUCACAUUAAAGGAAAAAAAACUUCGGAGUUUGACACAGACAUUCCUCAGAUUCAAAGCUAUUGGAGCAAGUUCCAUCAUGCCGAUUCAUUUCAAGAACUCUUCAGCAAAUUCAAUACAGAUACCUGGAGGCUAUCACCCUUUUGUUCCCUCCUGAAAGCAGCAUGAGGGUUACUUCCACCAUGAUAUAAUAGCCAUUGACCUUGCUUCUGUCAAGCUUGAUUAGACACACACUUUUUAUGCACACCUGGUUAUAUUGAGGACUACACUUGACUCUCUCUUUUACAAGAAUGAGAUAAGCUUUGAUCAACCUAUAAGGGACAACAAAGACAUUUUUAUGACAAUGUUGGUAAUCAGAAGUGCCACAAGCAGCUAUGUAAAGUAGGAGCAAGGCAUGCUAUUGUGAUAUCUUGCCUUUAAAAAUAUCAAAAUGGGCAACAAAAAAAGCUUUUGGCCACCGGUGUUAUCGGGCAUAUUAUUGAGCUUUGGUUUAUGAGACUAUUUACAGUCGGUCUGGAAAGCAUUAACACCCUGACAGUUUGCAUAUUUUCAACCAUAUUGUAUCAUUUGUGCUCUUUGCAACUGAAUUAUACUAUAUGUUGUGCUUUUACCUCACCACCACUGGUAAACUCAGCUUUAACUGGAGUGAAAAUAUCAUUAUCCAUAUCCAUUGUUGCACUGGGUGACAUGUUCCCUCAUCAUGAUGAACAUCGACCCUGUAGUUUAUUUUGAGUCAAUCCCACAUAUAUUGUCCUCAGUGGUGGAGAAGGUAUUCCAGUCCUUUACUCAAUUAAAAGUACUAAUACCACACUGUAAAAAUACUGUUACAAGUUAAAGUUGUACAUUGAAAAUGUUACAUAAGUAAAAGUAUGUAAGUAUAAGCAGGAAAAUGUACUUAAAAAGUAUUAAAAGCAAACUACUCAAUGCAGAUGAAUGGUCCCUGUGACUGUUAUAUAUUAUACCAUUGGAAUAUUAUCACUCAUGCAUUGAUGUAAAAGCAGAAGUUACUACUACUACUGUUGUGGUUGUUGAGGUGAAGCUAAUCUAUAUAAAAACAAUUAGGACACAAUUUGUUCAUUAUGGAUUAAUUGGCUAAUUAUUUUCUCUACUGAUUGUUAUUAAUUCACUAUUAAUGAAUGAAUGAAUAAAUGUCUUGUGUAUAUAC
This is a messenger RNA of Perca fluviatilis (European perch), 2433 nucleotides long. It is a transcript of the gene edn3b, whose product is annotated as endothelin 3b. The transcript has 4 exons. Gene Ontology annotation, cellular component: extracellular region. Lineage: Eukaryota; Metazoa; Chordata; Actinopteri; Perciformes; Percidae. The coding region runs from base 655 to 1110 and encodes 151 amino acids. The record is from RefSeq and is a predicted model, not a curated record. Gene Ontology annotation, biological process: regulation of vasoconstriction; vein smooth muscle contraction; intracellular calcium ion homeostasis. Gene Ontology annotation, molecular function: hormone activity; endothelin B receptor binding.